AUGGCAAUUACUUUGAGCGUUGCGCUGGGCAUAGCCGCCCUAGGUGCCAGCCCUGUGCGCGCCGCUGGUCUGGAACAGAUUGAGCAUGUUGUACUAUUCAUGCAGGAAAACCGUGCUUUCAAUCACUACUUUGGAACAAUGGCCGGCGUGAGAGGAUUCAAUGACCCCAAUGUUCAAAUUAAUUCCGAUGGACGCUCCGUUUGGUACCAAGUCGUUGAUUCAAGCCUGUCCAACGAGACAGACUAUCUGCUGCCGUGGUACCUCAAUUACCUGGGCGGGAACUGGUCAGAGGCAACCCAAUGCAUGGUGGCCGGAUCAAACGCUUAUGAUGCCAAUCACGCCGCUUUGAACGGUGACCUCAAUAACCACUGGGCCACUAACAACACCCCAUGGAGCUGGGGUUACUUUAAGAGGGAAGAUCUCCCCGUUCAUUUUGCCAUGGCUGAGGCCUACACCAUAAAUGACAUGUACCAAGAAGGCCAGAUCACGGCCACGAACCCAAACCGUGUGACCUGGGUCAGUGGAAGCAUAAAUGCUCCCGGAUCUCCCACCAAUCUGAAUGGAACGGGUGGCGUGUAUAUCGACAACAAUGAAACUCCAGGCUGCGAAACCGGGCCAGAUGGCCUAUACUCCUGCUACCCUCUUACAUGGGAGACAACAUUUGAAGUCUAUGAACGCCUUAACGUUUCCUGGCAAGUAUGGCAAAACACUGACAACUUCGAUGAUAAUCCGAAUGCCUGGUUUGAGCAAUACCAAGAUGCACCUACCAAUUCUUCGCUGCAUAUUCAUGGAGACUCUUUUCAAUAUACCCUCGACGACUUUAUUUCAGCCGCUGCCAACGGCACCCUUCCCCAAGUCAGCAUCAUAGUUGGCCAGGAAGAAUUAUCCGAGCAUCCUCCAUGGAUGCCUAAGGAUGGCGCCUGGUUGCAACAGCAGAUCUUUGAUGCAGUCGUCAACAGUCCUGUAUACAAUUCCACUGUUCUAAUUAUCUCCUAUGAUGAAACUGGUGGAUUUGGUGAUUCUGUUACGCCAUUUCAUUCACCUGCUGGAACGCAGGGCGAGUGGAUUGAAGAUCCAUUGGGAGAAUUUGGACAGGUGUACACUGGUCCUGGUUUCCGCGUUCCCUCCUGGAUUGUGUCGCCCUGGACUCGUGGUGGACGAGUUUUCACUGAGCGAUGUGAUCACAAUUCUCAAAUCCUCUUUGUUGAAAAAUGGCUCGAAGCUAAGGGAUACAAUGAUGUGGAACUGAGUGGUAUGGCAACUUGGCGUCGGGAAAACAUGUGUGAUCUGGUCAAUGCUUUCGACUUUUCCAACCCCGAUUACAGUAUUCCUAGCAUUCCGGCUGCCGAGGUGCCUCACACUGACUCCGACGGAAAUUUUGAUGGUACGACUCUUUGCGAGGCAACUUACACUACCCAAACCCCACCCGUGCCAUACGGCAACCAGACACUUGAGGACUCUCUCUUCUUUGAAGACGGUUUCAAGGAAGUCGUCGGUGCUCUUACAGAAGGCCGAUAUCUGACUUUCGAAAUUGACGGCUUCGCUUUGACAAACCCGUUUUCUGACGCCGAUGGCACUGGCCUCAUCUCCAUUAGCCAGGCUACGUCAAGUCAUGAAAGCGAAAACCAGCGCUGGGUUAUUCAUUAUUCCCAAGGUGAGCAAAGCGGGAUUUUCCAGAUUUCAAGUGCCCUCGAUGGACGCUUUAUCGGUGACUUUGGCCUGCUAGUACCUGCCAGCCAGCAGGCGGAAUUAGCGGCUGACUUUAAAAUUGCUUUCCUUGGCAAUGGAGGUGGUUAUUCCUUGCAGUAUGAUGGGGGCAACUUUUUGACUGUGCUGGGAGAUGAAGUACUUGACUCUGCGGCCUCUACUGCAGAUGGCUUUCAGAUCUAUAGUGUGUCUUACCAUAACUAA
This is a messenger RNA of Talaromyces atroroseus, 1911 nucleotides long. RefSeq lists its product as hypothetical. Gene Ontology annotation, molecular function: hydrolase activity, acting on ester bonds. The transcript has 6 exons. NCBI's taxonomy places the organism in Eukaryota, Fungi, Ascomycota, Eurotiomycetes, Eurotiales, Trichocomaceae. The record is from RefSeq and is a predicted model, not a curated record. The coding region runs from base 1 to 1911 and encodes 636 amino acids.